AAAAAGAAACAAAAAAACAAUUGAUAAGAAACAGCCUGCGUCCCCCACAACAUGUGACUAAACCCAGCAGCGCCGGAACCCCAACAACUAUAUAGCUGCCUCCUUCUCACACUCCCACAAUUCCAAUUCCAAUUCCCAUCUCCGAAAGUACAAUUGGGACAACAAUAGUUCAAGAACUUUAGUUUAAGGUUGUGUCAAAAUGCGAAUGAGUUGUAACGGGUGUCGCGUCUUGCGCAAAGGCUGUACCCAAGAUUGUAGCAUUCGACCCUGCUUGCAAUGGAUCAAGAACCCAGAAUCUCAAGCUAAUGCAACCGUUUUCCUUGCCAAAUUCUAUGGUCGUGCUGGCCUCAUCAACCUCGUCAAUGCUGGUCCUCAACACCUUCGACCAGCGAUUUUUCGAUCCUUGUUAUACGAAGCAUGUGGUAGAAUUGUGAACCCGAUUUACGGUUCAGUGGGUUUGUUAUGGUCUGGGAGCUGGCAGCUUUGUCAAGCCGCUGUGGAAGCCGUUUUGAAGGGUGAGCCGAUCACGCCGAUCACGUCUGAAGCCGCGGCUAAUGGUCAAGCCCCACCUCUUAAACCCUACGACAUACGCCACGUGUCAAAAGACGAGAGCCCCGCGAAUGAAACAAAAAGGGUCAAGACCCGGUCCAAGCGAGCCGCUGGGUCGCUUAUUAAACCGAAGGCGAGUAAAGGGACCCGGUUCGCUGCGACGGAACCGGAGACGGCGAGUCACGAGUCCGGGCUGAGCCACUUGUCGGAGGCGGCGGCGGCGAUGAUGGUGGAGGGAGAGAGUAAAGAGAGUGAGAGCGUGGUGUCGGCGGAGACUUCGAACCUGUUCCGUGACGAAGCGGAGGCGGUUGAGGCGGGUGGGCGAACCGGCGAGGUUGGUUUGGAAUUGACGCUUGGGUUGGAACCGGUGUCACGUGCGUGUCACGUGGUGCCGGUGAAAAAGAGAAGAAUUGAGUUGGGUGAGAAAUUGGCGUGUAAGAUGGAGCUGGGGCUUGAGUACUCGGCUUAAGUGGUUUUGGCUUAAUCGGCUUUUCUUUCUAGAAGCUUCUAGGUGAGAUAAGUGAAGUUUAGAAGCCGUUGUUAAUUGUUAUUAUGUUUUUUAUUUUUUUUUUACAUAUAUAUUUCGAAAACUUUUUUUGGGGUUAAUUUUUGUGAAUGCGGUGCUGUACAAACAUGGUCGAAAUCGUGAUAUGUAUAGAGGAAAUUGGAAAUUACAACAUUAUAAGUAUUUAUUGCAAGAAGAAUGAUUUUUAUAAGUGUUUA
Molecule: messenger RNA, 1272 nt
Organism: Cajanus cajan (pigeon pea)
Lineage: Eukaryota; Viridiplantae; Streptophyta; Magnoliopsida; Fabales; Fabaceae
Product: LOB domain-containing protein 41
Biological process (GO): regulation of gene expression
Source: RefSeq, a predicted model, not a curated record